UUCGGUCCUAAAAGCAACUAUUUAAUAAUACUCCGGACCGCGGCCUAUCGCCGACGAGGUAGCAUUGACUGUGCAAGACAACGGUCAACCACAUGCAAAUGCAUCCGCCAUCCUUUCCAGUGCAUCCUUGCACCUUCUUGCGGUAAUAUUACGUAUCAGAUACCUAUGUUGUCAUCCAGCAUACAGCGCUCAAUCAAAGGUUGCCUGCACUGCGCUCGUCCUCACCCAAACCCCUCAUCCACAGUGGGUUGGCUGGCCGUGGCAACGAAAGUUGCCGCCCUUUGGAAUUGACACUGCAUAUGGCCGUCUAUUGAUGAUACGCGCUCUCUUGGACCAUUGGGCAUCCUCGCUCGUGAUGGCAGUACUACUUGCCAGUUGAAGGCCAUCAAAACCAGGAGGCCCGAAGCUCGUACGCCCCACUGUGCCACAGUGCCACAUGGUGUUGCAUAGCCGUUGGCGAUCAAACGUACAGAAUCCUCCGGCUGCCAGGCAUUAUAGUAUUCAAUGUAUUAUUGCGGACGUAAGUUCCCAGCAUUUGGAGCUAAACUGCGCUGCUCUCGUCCUGUCUUUUAGGGCACCUGCAGGGAACAUUGGUGAAGAAAAUGACACAUCUCAAUGUGUUGCCUCAGCUCUCCGAUUUCCCACUCUUGCUAGGACAGGCCGUUGUGCUGGCCUUUUUCCUGCAGAGUGUGUGCCCUCAUUACCCUGUUGUGUGAUCUGCACGGGGCUUUUCGCAUGCCAGGUGCAUCGAUUUAGCAAUCCCAUUAGGCCGCGUUUUCGUAUCGUUUCCCUUCUUUUUUCUAAUACUAGCUGCCGAGAGGACAUAUAUAUCUCAAACGAAAUAAUUAUUCCGGCAAUGACUGACGUGCGAGAGGCCUUGGAUCGUGCGCGAAACAGCACUGACGGUCGCAUCGAUUCUCAAACGGGCGCCGUGCUUGAGAAAGCCAUCCAGGAGCUUUGGAGCAGAAUACAAGCACAGCCCACCAGCUACAUAUUGAAUCGAGACGAAUUCGCGCUUUUCAACUACUUCAGAGAGCGCUUUAAAAGCUCCGUGGUUGCCCAGAAAGCCGUUGAAAGGUUCUGGAACAACUUUCAGGGGGAUUCCGCCGGCAUCGGAAGAGGCCGCACGGCGUAAUAUUCGAGAAGGAGCCUCUUGAAUUGUUCUAGAUUUAUUGUUUCUCAUCUAUGUGAAACACCCGCUGAGGGCAGCCUUUUAUGCCUCGCAAGACAUUGAGCGAUGCACGAGAUGACGGCCCCUCAUCUCAGUGAAUGCUCCCGCACAUCAUCUCUACCUCCAGUGAUUCUCCUCUAUUGAGAUGCUUUGGCUAUUUUUUUUCGGUCGGGCUUUACUGUUUUUCUCUGCCAGAGGUC
Molecule: messenger RNA, 1371 nt
Organism: Talaromyces proteolyticus
Lineage: Eukaryota; Fungi; Ascomycota; Eurotiomycetes; Eurotiales; Trichocomaceae
Exons: 1
Coding region: 437-1135 (232 amino acids)
Source: RefSeq, a predicted model, not a curated record